Letharia columbiana is the source of this 348-nucleotide messenger RNA. RefSeq lists its product as uncharacterized. The transcript is spliced from 2 exons. The record is from RefSeq and is a predicted model, not a curated record. The coding region runs from base 1 to 348 and encodes 115 amino acids. Lineage: Eukaryota; Fungi; Ascomycota; Lecanoromycetes; Lecanorales; Parmeliaceae.
AUGGCCCCGAACGACAAUUUCAUCUCCCGCGCCGUCAACAACGGCAUCGCCACCGCAGGCAACUACGCGGGCGGCGUCGUCGACGCGGCUGGCAAGAGCGUCUCGGGCACUGGGCGCGGUGUUGGCGACAGCGUCACAAACGCGUCCAACAGCGCCGGCGGCUCCGCAUCCAAUUACGGCAACGCGGUCAAGGAUUGGUCGAAGGCGGAGGGUCCGAGGGCGCAGACGGCGAGUAAUCCGUUGGGUGUGAGUGGUGGUAGCUAUGGGGGGAAGAAGGCCGUUGUGGGGGGUGGGAGUAUGGGGGGUGCGGGGGGGAAGGGGACGGCGGGGAAUCCGUUGGGGUUGUGA